Messenger RNA from Benincasa hispida (wax gourd), 2978 nucleotides. Its product is annotated as VIN3-like protein 1. NCBI's taxonomy places the organism in Eukaryota, Viridiplantae, Streptophyta, Magnoliopsida, Cucurbitales, Cucurbitaceae. The record is from RefSeq and is a predicted model, not a curated record. Gene Ontology annotation, biological process: vernalization response; epigenetic regulation of gene expression. Gene Ontology annotation, molecular function: protein binding.
CGCGCGUGCAUUAUACCGUUCUUCCGUCACUGAAACGCGGAGCAGCUCCGCGGAAUCCUCUUUUCUCACAAUAUUAACUGACAUCUACGAACGGCCCGCCUCCCUCUCUCUCUCUCUCCGGAUUCGCGCGAACGCCUGUCUCUGAAGAGCUUUGGAUUUUGGUAUCUCAAAAACCCUAGUUUAAGGAUACGAUGGUAGCUCAACACAUGUACUCUUUACCUGCUUAUGCGUUCAUAGCACAAGACUUUACUACUCAAGCUGCGUUAUAUUUGGUAGAUGGAAAGUAAAUGAGGCAAUUGCAGAAUUAAGCUAAGGAUUGAGCUUUCAUCCAGCGGAUUAAGUCCAUGGUUCUUGUUGAUUUUGUGUGAGAAAAAGGCAUAUGCGACUCUUAAUUGUGAAAUAUGGAUUCAGAAGAAAAAUUCAUGGCCAGAGUUUCUGGUGUCCAAAGCCUUUCUUCAAGCGUUCAGAGCACUCCGGAGAAAAAUGGGCAUUCUGAUGAUGUUACUAAAAGUCCCGAGCUUCUCCAAAAACUCCUGAAAUUGGGUCCAAAAAAGGAGCUUCUCCGAACCCUUGCUGACAAGGAGAAGAAAUUUUUUAUAAGAAGCAAAAUGAUAGAAUUUCGAAGAAUAAACAAGAGUAUUAAGAAGCAAGACACAAAAAAGGUUGCAUCUAGCCUCAACAAUCAGUCUUCAUCGAGAAAGCAACUUAGGAAGACAGAAAAUCCUUCUCGUCUACCCAUAGUUACUGAUCAGUCUUCAGAUUUUGGGCAUUCUAAUUCCUGGAUUUGUAAAAAUUCGGCUUGUAAAGCUGUUCUUUCAAUUGAUGACACUUUUUGCAAGAGAUGCUCUUGCUGUAUUUGUCACCAGUACGAUGACAAUAAGGACCCUAGUCUUUGGCUAGUAUGCACUACCGAAUCUGGUGAAGGAGACUCAUGUGGGUUAUCUUGUCACGUUGAGUGUGCUAUUCAACGUGAAAAGGUUGGGGUUGUUGAUCUUGGGCAAUUGAUGCAACUUGAUGGCAGCUAUUGUUGUGCUUCUUGCGGUAAAGUCACUGGGAUACUUGGAUGCUGGAAGAAGCAGCUGAUUAUAGCAAGGGAUGCCCGUCGGCUUGAUGUACUUUGCUAUAGGAUCUACAUGAGUUACAGGCUCUUAGAUGGGACUUCGAGGUUUAAGGAAAUGCAUGAAAUUAUAAAGGAUGCAAAGGUCAAAUUAGAAGCUGAAGUUGGUCCGUUAAAUGGAAUUUCAGCCAAGAUGGCACGUGGUAUAGUCAGUAGACUCUCUGUCGCAAGUGAUGUGCAGACACUCUGCUCCUUAGGCAUUGAAAAGGCAGAUAAAUGGCUGGCCGCUGCUUCUAAUGCGAAUCCGAAUUACAGAGAGGAUUCUCUUCCAGCCGCUUGUAAGUUUUUGUUCGAAGAGAUUACAUCUUCAUCUGUUGUAAUAAUUCUUUUUGAGCUGUCUAAUACAUCAUCAAACGGUGUUAAAGGAUACAAACUCUGGUAUGAAAAAAGUAGAGAAGAGUUGCACAUGAAAGAUCCCAUUUGUGUAUUUCCAAGAUCUCAAAGGCGAAUUAUGAUAUCGAACCUGAAACCAUGCACGGAAUACACCUUUAGAAUUAUUUCAUAUACUGAUAACGGCGACUUGGGUCACUCGGAAGCAAGGUGUUUUACUAAGAGCGUGGAGAUAAUUUCCAAAAAUUCGAAACUGGCAGCCAGUUCAAAUUGCAAAAGAGAGCACACUCACAUUGAAGGAAGUUCUUGUAGCAAGAUGGGGCCCGACAAUACCAAAGUUGUUGGUUCGGCUUCUCAGUUCAAGGUUCGAGAUCUCGAAAAGAUUCUGCAUCUUCCAUGUGAUCAAGAUCAGGGCUGCAAUGAAGGGUUUUGCAGUGCUGAUGCUGAAAAAUGCUGUGGAGUAGGCAAGGUGGUCAAGCCCGAAACCCCAGAAGAACAGUUGCUUCCCGUUUCCCGUGAUCUUGACUUGAACGUGGUCUCGGUGCCUGACUUGAAUGAAGAAGUGACUCCUCCGUUCGAGUCCUCAAGGGAUGAGGAUGACGGAUGCACUUUGCAGCAGGUUGUUGGGGCAGAUGACGAUGCUGCUUCUCAUGACAAGGAGAAGAAUGGUCUUGUGGGAUCCCACGGUAGCGGCGACUCUCAAACAUGGACGGGUGGCAGGAGAGGGGAUGCGUCUGCUGUUGAUUCUGGGGUGGCAUUGUGCAGGAAAAGAGGCACCAGCUCAAAUGAAGAGAUUCAUGAUUGUGAUAGCACUCUGAUAAAUGGAUCUCCAUUCCGUAAUUCCAAUGGUUCUUGCUGCUUGGAUGAGAAUUUUGAAUAUUGCGUCAAGAUAAUCAGAUGGCUAGAAUGUGAAGGAUAUAUAAAGCAGGAAUUCAGAUUGAAAUUGCUAACAUGGUAUAGCUUGCGAUCAACUGAGCGCGAACGUCGGGUAGUUAACUCCUUUAUUCAAACCCUCAUUGACGAUCCUAGCAGCUUGGCAGGACAGUUGGUUGAUUCAUUUUCUGAUAUAAUUUCCUGCAAAAGGCUGCGAAGCUGAUUAUGCCGAGAAGUUCUAGCGAUGGAAUAAGGGCAGCAUCGCUUUCUAACGUAGAAGAUUGCUGUUGGCCAUAUCGUAAAAGUUUCUCAAUUUACGUUGACCUCCUAUUGUUUGCCAUUCUCGUGCAGGUAUUUUUAUCCCUGGUCACUGUCUAAGUGAUGAUGGCCUUAUGCCAAGGUAAAAUUCUCAGAUUGCAUCGAUCGGCAAUUGGGCGAUUUGCGAUUGGAGGUAAUGCUUGGAGGCAUUUGUUAUCUCUCUCAGACUCCAAUUGCAUUUGAAACAUAACAUUAUAAUUUAAUCAUGGAGGAUAUAUGUUAUUUAGAAUCUCUUUGAUCAUUGCCUUUAAUUCAAGGGAGGAGUACAUAAUAGUCAGCUUGAUUCUACUUGACAGCUUUUAAUUUCUGUUUCUUUCUCAAUUCAUUAUCUAUUUCUUAA